AUGUCGCUCAGGUUCUACAAGACGCCCGGCGCCGAGCGGCCGUGGCGCCCGCCGGUCAUGGACGAGGACUGCCGGCGGUACCGUCGUCGAACGAGGCGAAGCAACAAGUGGAUUCCACCCCGGUUGGCUUUUGAGGAGAUUAUCAGGAACAACACGGCAUCGCCAUGCUCACUGAACGACUUUAUGGAUUACCUCGUCUACGUCGAGCAAGAUGCCGAGCCCCUCCAGUUCUUUCUCUGGUACUGCAGCUAUGUCCAGACAUGGACCACUCUCUCGCCUGAAGAACGUGCUCUCGCACCACGCUGGGAUCCGUACCGGGGCAAGAAGCUCACUUCGAAGGAGAGAAGGGCGAAGAACUCGAGCAAAGUCAGCAAUAUUCUGGAAAUUCUUGACGAGGAGAGUAACCAGACGAAUGUCGGCGCGGAUGGAAAGAGUCCGACUGGAAAGCACAACCGCAACGCAUCGGCCGCGACGAACUUUUCUCAUCCAAGAGCGACUUAUAUGAAGGGGGAUGAGAAGGAAGCGGGGGAGACGAUAUCGGCAGCUGCCUCACCAUCAUCUCAACCCUUCCGUUCCGACAUCACCACCAUCGUAAAUCACUACAUCAACCCCAACGCCCCACGGCGUCUAAACCUAACAAAGGAUGAUCGCACAUCCGUUUUGACAGCAGCAGCCUCUACAACGCACCCCUCCGCUUUGCUGCUGGCGUUCGAAAAGGCCGAGGCCCUUCUCCGCGGCAAGCUGCACCCAAACUUCAUCCGCCACAACAUCUCCAACACCAACCCAAUGGCAACACAUCUUCUGCGCGGCGUUGGUUUCUGUCUCUUCAUUCUCGGGCUGGGUCUCGACAUUGCAUUCAUUCUUUCAUCCAUUUCACGGUACUACCGUCUCUUAUCCGCGCCCUUAAUAUUCUCCGGCCUGGCCGUCCUGGUAGCUGCGUUGGACGGCGUGUCGCUAUCCCUCCACUUGGCACAUCGACGACACGUCCGGCCAUGGGAGGUGCCGGACCUGGAAUCCGGAACCGGGGCCGACAAGCGGCACCGCCGGGCUGCUACAUCGGAAAGCGUCUCGGGAGCUGUGGACCCGCUGCGCAAACCUACACUACAGACUUUUGGCCCUGAGAACCUCUUCCUGAACGAAGAAUGGGUCGCCACGUACGAGCAGCGGUCCUUUUUUCGAAAAGUGUUUGAACGGAGCAUAGUGAGUAAGAACAAGCACUUGCGCAUCCUGCAAGACGGCGUUGUUGCCGGAGCGGCGCUGUGGGCUGGGUUAGCUACCGUCGCUCUUGGUGUCGGAUCGGUUUUUAUACCCUCGUAUAAUCUUUUUUGA
This is a messenger RNA of Colletotrichum chrysophilum, 1329 nucleotides long. RefSeq lists its product as uncharacterized. Bases 1 to 1329 code for a protein of 442 amino acids. The record is from RefSeq and is a predicted model, not a curated record. The transcript is spliced from 3 exons. NCBI's taxonomy places the organism in Eukaryota, Fungi, Ascomycota, Sordariomycetes, Glomerellales, Glomerellaceae.